Cuscuta europaea is the source of this 1753-nucleotide messenger RNA. Lineage: Eukaryota; Viridiplantae; Streptophyta; Magnoliopsida; Solanales; Convolvulaceae. The record is from the annotation of a GenBank genome assembly.
CCCACCCCGAGCCCUUACCUUUUUCAUCGCUUGCAAAUCAAUAUUUACUCCCAAGUCCCAACCCCAUCCAAUAACUAAGGUAGCUCAUACUUUAAGUUUUUUCAGUUCCCGCUAAUGGAAUUUCUCGUGGGCAAAUCCAUUCUUAUCACGGGCGCAACGGGCUUCCUCGCCAAAGUGCUAGUAGAGAAGAUCCUUCGCACUCAACCAGACAUAAAAAAGCUCUACCUUCUAAUUAGAGCCAAUGAUUCUGUAUCUGCUAUGAAAAGAUUCAACACUGAGAUUAUGGACAGUGAAUUGUUUAGAGUUGUGAAAGAAAAGUAUGGUGAUAAGUUUAAGACCCUUGUGGAGGAGAAGGUGUUCGGAGUGGCUGGCGAUAUUUCCCUCAAGGAUUUGGGAAUUCAAAAUGAUGAGCAACUUUUGGGAGAAUUGGACAUUAUUAUUAACUCCGCUGCAACUACUGUAUUUGAUGAGAGGUAUGAUGUUGCAAUGAGUACAAAUACAAUGGGCGCAACAAAUGUGCUGAAUUUUGCCAAGAAAUGCCAUAAUUUUAAGAUGAUUGUUCAUGUAUCCACUGCUUAUGUUUGUGGUGACAGAAUUGGAAUAAUACCGGAAAGACCAUUCCAUCUCGGUGAAACACUUAAUGGGCAUACCUAUUUAGACAUUGGUGAAGAGAAAAAAGUAAUAGAAGAUAAGUUAAUGGAACUUAAAGCCCAAAAUGCAACAGAAAAACAAAUCAGAGUAGCCAUGAAAAUUUUGGGCAUCCAAAGGGCAAAGCUUCAUGGAUGGCCAAACACAUAUUCAUUCACAAAAGCAAUGGGAGAAAUGUUGUUAUUAAAGUUUAAGGAGAAUCUAUGUGUCAUAAUGUUACGCCCUACAAUUAUUACAAGCACUUACAAAGAACCUUUUCCUGGAUGGAUUGAAGGUGCAAGAACCAUGGAUAUCUUUGUAUUGAUGUAUGGCAAAGGAAGAUCAAAUUUCAUGAUGGGAGAUCCGGACUCAAUACUCGACGCGAUUCCCGGAGAUAUGGUGGUGAGUUCAAUACUUGCGGCAAUUAUGCAUCAUGGAAGUGACAGUCAUAAUAUAUAUACUGAUGAGGAGUUGAUAUAUCAUGUUGGCUCUUCAUCUACCAAUCAUUUAACAAUAUUGGACCUCGGAAAUUAUUUAUAUCGCUAUUUUACGGACAAUCCCUGGUCAACCAUGAGUGGGAGGCUCGUCAAAGUAGGCAAGCCCAUGUUGCUUACUAGUUUGAAUGAGUUGCAAAGAUACAUUUCCUUUCGUUAUAUCCCAAUGCUAAAGGUAUUAAGGUUGUUGAACGCAAUACUUUUUCAAUACUUUGAUGAAAAAUGUGCGACUGUUGAAAAAAAUAUAAGUUUCGUGAUUCGGAUUGCUGAGUUGUACAAGCCAUACUUGUUCUUUCAUGGAAGUUUUGAUGACACCAACACAAAACGAUUGAGAGUGGCUACAACGCAAACUAGCAUGACAAAUAUUGUAAACUUUGACCCCAGCUCUAUCCAAUGGGAGGACUAUUUCAUCAAUACGCACAUUCCGGGAGUUGUAAAAUAUGCAUUCUAAUUAUGAAAUGAUUUGUCAAAAAUAUGAAAUUUGUUUGAGUGAGUUUACAUUCAAAAUUGUACUCCCUCUGUCCCGAAUUGAGGUGCAAAAGUUGACCGGCACGGGGAUUAAGGAAGUAUAGAAAUUAAAAUUAACUUUACCAUUCUGCCCUUUCUUUUAUAAUGAGUAAGAAAAAUGGCUG